Molecule: messenger RNA, 1090 nt
Organism: Lampris incognitus (smalleye Pacific opah)
Lineage: Eukaryota; Metazoa; Chordata; Actinopteri; Lampriformes; Lampridae
Product: C-type lectin domain family 4 member A-like
Exons: 6
Coding region: 185-964 (259 amino acids)
Source: RefSeq, a predicted model, not a curated record
CAGUGUACUGAAUUCAGUACACUGGGUGUGCCCUGGCUCUGCACCUUGCACAUAUCCAAGUCACAGGUAGGGCUACAAACGUCACGAUACUACUAACAUCCGCACUAGAAGAAUUGGAGGAGGGAUAGUGGGGCACUGCAAAGGGAGUCAAGUGUGCAGUAGUGAAGUACAGGUACAGCUGGUCAUGUCGAAAGAAGCGUGCACCAAGCCAAGCACCAACAAGAAGGUCCACUUUGAAAAGGACGAGAAGGAAGAAAGGAUUGUGGACAUCUACGUCAGCACAGACAACCUGACAAUUUAUGAUAACCCAUGGGUGGAGAUGGCUGUACCCGCCAACCUGAAGGGAACUACAGAAACUCCACCACGUCCAGCACCAGCGGUCGGUGUAAGUUCAGAAAAGGGGAACCGUUUCAAAGCCACUGCAGGAUGCUUGGGGCUGCUGUGUCUGCUCUUGCUGCUUGGAAUCAUAAGCCUGGGGGUCCUGGUUGGCAAAUACAAGACUGCCUGGACCAGUUCCAGCAAGCUGACCCAGGAGACCGACCAGAUUCAGGACCGUUUCAACAAGCUGCAGAAGGCCUUCGCCUCCCUGCGUGAUGAGAGAGACGAGCUAAAAGCCGCCAACGCCAAGCUCAUCCGGGAAACAGAGGAGACAUGCUGCUCUGAUGGGUGGCAGUGGUUUAGGGGCAGUUGUUACUUCAUCUCGAAGACAAAAAGAACCUGGUGGAGCAGUAAGGAUUGUUGUGAAAGAAACGACGCAGACCUGGUGACCAUAACAAGCCAGGAAGAGCAGGAUUUCAUCUCUGAAAAAGUCAGCCAAGAGGGAGCCUGGGUCAGAUGGAGACGUGAAGAAGAGGGGAAACGGGUGGAUGAAACCCCACUGGACACAGAACUGGAUGAUCCGACCGAGCAUGACAACAGAGUGGCAAGCAAGAGAAAACUGUAUGUUCAUAGUGAACUCGCCUGAGGCUGAACAUCAACUGAACAAGGGUUUCUGUAAGGAACAACGAAUCUUUAUCUGUGAGAAAAGAGCGACCUUUCCAUUUAAUUAUGCCUUGUGACUGUAAAGCGAUGGCUAAUAUCCAUGUUUUAA